GUCAAAUUCAAGAUGGAUGGAAUCACUGCGGCGGCGCGCGGCACUAAAAUCUAAAGCAACAAAAAAUAAUAACCGAAAGCAGAGGAUCGUCCGGCGACUUUUUCCAAAGUUUGAGACACCCGUGAGGGUGGACUAGAUCAUGGAAGGAUUACUUCACUACAUCAAUCCAGCACAUGCCAUCUCCCUCCUGAGUGCACUCAAUGAAGAUCGUCUCAAAGGCCAGCUGUGUGAUGUAGUCCUAAUUGUUGGUGACCACAAAUUCCGGGCCCAUAAGAAUGUUCUGGCUGCCAGCAGUGAUUACUUCCGGGCUUUAUUUACUAAGAAAGAGAACGAGAGCCAGUCAGUCUUCCAGCUAGAUCUCUGUGAAGCACCUAUUUUUGAAAAUGUUCUGAAUUACAUCUACUCUUCAUCCCUCUUCAUAGAGAAGAAAAGUCUAGCAGCCAUCCAUGAUCUAGGUGGUGACCUUGGUAUCUCUUUUCUCACCAGCAUCCCAUCGCAGACACCUCAGAUUUCUUGCACACCAGGUCCUAUUAAAAAGCUGAGUAAAGUCGAUGAUGGAAGUAGCUCCCAGCCACGAAGUGUCAUUGUAUGUCAGAGUCGCAAUGACCUUGAUAAAAAUAGCAACGAGUCUGAAGCAAAGGGUGCUGAUUCCACUCAGAAAAAGGAAACAUCAGAGGAAGAACCAAGACACAGUAUUAAAUCCUCAUCUUUGAUGAAUGCCCUAAGAGCAAAUUCUAGUGCUGUGGCUAGAGAUGUUGAGACGACUCACCUAUUGGAAGAUAAAGGACAACCGAUGUUAAAGGAUAUGCCUGGUACUUUAGGCAACACAAAAUACCAUGAAGCCAUCAAAUCUCUGGAAGAACGAAAUGGUAGGAUGAGAUUUUGGUGGGAUAGGAAAAGUUCCAUGAGCAUGGAUGGCACUUCAAGUUUCACUGGCAAAGUUUCUGAUACAAGGCAAAGUCUGACUGACCUCCUAGUCAAUGGAAAGCCUUUGUCUAGGCCACAACUAACACCUGCAUUCUCAUUUCAUGGAACCACAGGAUUUGCAUAUUCCCAACAAAAAUCUGGGCACACAGUAAAUCCUGGUAUAAUGGAAGAGAAUAAUUUGUUAUAUUAUACCAAGGUGGGGCCCGCAGUUCAACCUCCAAGAUUGCAGUCUAACAGCCAGACUGUUGUCAGCAGUGGUCCACUAGUGAAAAGUUUACUUCGGAGGUCAUUGUCAAUGGAUAGUCAGGUCCCUUGUUACUCUUCUCCUCUUGAUCAGAAACUGAACUAUGGCUCAUCAUCAGUGUGUAAGCCUGAACCACUGGAGUUGGCUUGCGAUGUAUCAUCUCAAAAGCUGUUAAACGCAGAUACAAUAAAGCAACAACUUCAAAAAGAUAUUCCUCAGGUUGGGCAGACAUGUCGUCCAAAACAACUUAGUGUAUCUCGGCCUGCAGAUGCUGAGGUCAUCUCAUUAUCAACAGCUGUUAAAGUGAAAACAGAACCUUGUAGUCCUGUCUCAGAAACUUCUGAUAUCAUUCGGGUUACUGUGGGAGAAACUUCACCAUCUACCAGUAAGGAAUUCGCAGUGAAAAAUGCAGAGAGGAACAGAAGAACGUCAAUGCUACCAGUGAAGAGAAGAUUCCAGGCUGAAAAUGCAAAGUUUUCUUUUGAAAAAUCAGAAUCUUUCCAACAUUCUCCCAAAAUAACACAAAGCUUUGUGGAAAGUUCAAGCCCUACUACAGGUGAUGCUAAUCCCGAUUUGUUGAAGACUGAUGAGAACAAGGAGGAAUAUUCUGAUCCUGAAUCAGCAAUAACUGGUAAACAGUUCAAGUGCAGGACCUGCUUCAAGAUAUUCCGAUCUACAGCAGGCCUUUUCCGCCAUGUCGACAUGUACCAUAACCCAGAUAAGCCAUACGCCUGUGAUAUCUGCCACAAGAGAUUUCUUACCAAUUUCAAAGUUUGGACACACUGCCAAACACAACAUGGAGUGGUUAUCAAUCCAUCGGCAGCCACCAGCUCUGGUCCAGUUUCAGAAGAAAAAUUUCAGAAGAAACUGAGUGACAUGAUACGUGAGAGGGAGAUCAAGAAGGCCCUUUUUCACAAGUUGCGCCGCAAGCAGAUCUCUCAUAGUUACCCAGGCCUACGAUCAGAACAAGGAUUCAAAAAGAAUUUGAAGUCUGUAACCAAAGGUGUAUACAUCUGCACUACAUGUGGAAAGCUGUUCCGCUUCUUGUCGCGUUACAGGCAACACAUGAAGACCCACCCAGGUGAGAAGCCCUUUGUUUGCAAGCUCUAUAACAAGGCUUUCAAGUCAAAAGAACAAGGUAUAACUGAAAAUCUAAGUGAAGAUAGUACUGAACAUCAGUGUGAGCAUUGCAAUAUCAAGAUGCCAUCGAUGGCAGAGAAGGCAAAACAUGAGAGGAUUUGUAGGAAUGUUACUGUGUGCUGCUACUGUAGCCUUAGGUUCUGUUCCAGAGAACUAAAGCAAGAGCACGAAAGUCAGUGUGAAUACAAGAAACUAACCUGCCUAGAGUGUAAACGUACAUUUAAGUCCUCCUUCAGCAUUUGGCGUCAUCAGAUCGAAGUCCACAAUGAAAAUACAAUGGCCCCAGUAGAACAGUCUUGCUUGGAUUCAAUAUGUCAUAAUGGUUUAUUGCCAAAGGAAGGUCAGACUGAAGUUGGAGAAAACUCAGUAGCCAGCCCCAAUACUUCAAAGGACGACGAAGUAUGCACUGAUUCUUCAGAACCUAUGUAUGUUGAUUCUGAAGACUCCUCUUGCUUUCCUGAAGAUCUGAGUGUCUCAAGUUGCAGAAAUACCAACACUAAAGAUGAUCAUCUCUCUGAUGAGGUCUCUUCUAAUCCCAUCCAUUUGGAAGGCAUAGCCUCUGAAUCAAACAGUUGCAGUGGGGAACCAGAAGACCUAACAUACAAAGGAGAACGUGGACUUUGGCCGUGUGAAAAAUGUGGCAAGCUCUUCACGAUCCAUAAGCAGCUGGAACGUCAUCAGGAAUUGCUGUGCGCUGUUAAGCCAUUCAUUUGCCACGUUUGCCAUAAAGCCUUCCGUACCAACUUCCGUCUCUGGAGCCACUUCCAGUCUCACAUUUCUCAGUCAGGAGAACAUCUUGAAUUCUCUAAACCUGCAAGAAGUCCUUCUCGUGUUCCGCCUCCUCCACCCCCGCCACCACCUCAAGAGCACUCCCCUGACCCUGAACCCCCUUCUAAUCACUCAGACAGGUCCCGCAGCCCACAGGCAUCAGAUACACUUUUUUCACAGGCCCCUCCUCUUUCAGCAGCUACCUUUGAAAGGCCAUUCAUGUGCAAAUUUUGCCGCAGGACUUUCAAGACCGCUUUCAGUUUGUGGAGCCAUGAACAGACACACAACUGAUACAAGAUUUAAUUCUCCUAUGAUUUCUACGGAAUUCCACUAGAUUUAUUGAAAAGGUGCAAAGAGCAUGGGCUGAAUGUAAGGCAAUAUAAAUGUUUAGUAUAUUAAAGAGUUUGUUAAGAAAGCUGUAAAGUAAUAUAUAAAACUGGUAUUACUGAUAGAAGAAAGUAAAAUGUCUAGAGUUUUUUUUAAAAAAUCCAUCAUUGUUAUUCCGGUGCUAUAUAGAAGCAUAUUUUUAUGUGAUGGGAGUUUACCAGUAUUAUAGAAUCUUCAUUUAAGUGGGACUGAAUGAAUACUGCUGAACCAGUUGAUGCAUUGAGAUGACUGCUUACCAUGUGGUUUUAAAAUUGAAUAACAUGAAGUUUAGAUUAUAUUAAAGCAAUUUUAUUCCAUUAGCAACAACUUAAUUAACAAUUACUGGGUCAGUUGUUUUGACAGAUUGACUGUUAGAUCGGACGGAAUCAAAUACAAUGUUACAUUUAUCUUCAGCACAGCAAAGGUUGGAAUACAGACACAAUGGUUAAGUUCUACAGAUGUGUUGCAAUUCGUUGUUCAAUCAGUGUAGAUUUAACUCAUUAAAAGCUCCUUGGAAUUAAUUGGGAUCUCCUACAACAAAUAAGUUGUAAACCAGUCAGGAGAUUGGAGAAGAAACUGAAGCAUGGUUGUCAGUCACUCUUUACCAGUUAGUACCGUGGAUGAGAAACUACUGCAAGCAAUGGAAUUUUAACUGAGGUGAACUCCAAGAAAUAAUUUGCAACCUCCAGCCAGAGAGGGAUAAAUAUUAUCUUUAUUCAUGUGCUCUCAGUCAUUCAAAGAUUUUAUACUGUACCUAUUUAAAGAAAAAGUGCUUCCAUUGUGAGAUCUGAAAUACACAUUGAAAUUCAAGUUUAAAAGUAUGCUGUGAUGAGGACCAGAAUUAGCAGACAAGACGAAUGAAAGUUCCAAAUAGUUUGAGAAAGGAACCAAAUACUAUGCCCAAGAACCGUAUUAAUCCUCCAUCAGCAUAUGUGUAUGUUGAAAGAUGAUAACUGGAACUUUAACGGAGAACAGUAGAAUGGGCACAGUCUAGCACAUACUCCCACCACGAGUUCUCUUUUGUGUGAUAGGCAAUGUUCAGGUUUGUUUGCUUAAUAACUGAAUUCUUUAAGUCUAUUACAAUGAAUUCAAAGUUAGUGAAAUAAUGAUUUGCUAAUAAUGACAAUAAAUGAGAUCAUGGAAGAGGAUACUGUAUGUCUUUCAGAAUUAUGUACAGAAUGUCUGAUCGGGCCAGUUUGUAAUAAAUGCAUAGUGUUUUUAUUAUAAUCUGAGGUAACAGUGAAAUGCAAUGGCACAGAAAAUAGAGCAUUACACUGACUUUGUUUUUGUUGAAUAUAAUCUCAGGAAGGUCAAUAGUGUAGUGCAGCAGAGUGGAUAGUUCAUUGCCAUUGCAUUUGUUUGUAAGAACUUAAAUUUUCAUAGAAUCUGCCAGUGACUGAAGUUGUCAUUCAGUGUCCUUCAUUUCAGGCCAUAAGUAUGUUUUGCAUAAUAAUAUUUUUUUUACAUGGAAUUAAUAGAAAGACAUCUGGUUAGUAUUUGUUUGACAUUCAAAUAUGAAUUAUCUGACCAGAUUCUGCUGUAGGGAUAGUGCUGUAUUGAAAACAUACUGGCAUGUCCAGACCAGUAAGAUCAUAACAGUUUUGUUUUUCCUGAUCUGCAUCCAGUUGUGAUUUACAUUAAAAUGAUUUGAAGGACCAGAUAAAGUCUUUCUCAUUCCACCCAAGUAGAAAAUUAGAAAGCUUCUAUUAAUAACUGGCAGGACUAUUGCUUAUAUCUGUAAUAUAAUUAUCAGUGCAAAAUUCAUCUUAAUCCAGAAGAAAUCAAGUAGCUUAAUUUUUCAUUGUAGCUAAACAUUUAUUUUCAGAAUUGUUAUCUUAAAGGACAAUAUACAGUCUGUGGCUUUGGACAUUUUCAACUUAAUUCUUGAGCUAAUGAACUUUGUAUUACCAACGUAGAAUAUAAUUGUGUAAAAAUCUUUAUUUCCAGGUAAAUGUCAUUUACGGCAGUAAACAAGGAACAGAAGUCAAUAUUCCCUAUAAUCUUGUUAACUGAUUGCUUUUAAAAUUGGAACUCUAGAGCCAAAUGUAGUCUUUUUAAUUUAAAAAGAUCUUUCUCAUAAUAAAACUGCUCCACUCUUAGCCUGGAAUCUAAUUUUGUCAGCAUAAACACCAGUCAGCUUAACAAAGACAAGGUCGCUGAAAUAGUUAACUAUUUGUUGACAAUGAUACUUUCAUUGAUUAACCAAAUUUAAAAGGGAAGUUAGUUUUGAAGGUUUAAAAAAUGUAUUAACCUUUCAUGACUUUUCCCAAAUCCAGGGAAUAAGAGAGCAGUGUUACACUGAGGAGUAAGGUAGUCUAUAACUAGGAUUAUAUAUGUAUAUUACUGCCCUGGUUGGCAUUAGAUAGUUACAUUGUUUGUUUUCAAAGUUGCACAGAAGAUCCUACAGGUAGUAAAAAGUAUUUCUAUUGGCAAAAGAUAAAGAAACUGAAUUAUGAAAUAGAGAAAGAAUGGCAGUGAAUAUAACAAUCCUAUUGUAGAUUGCAGAAAGACAACUUUGUUAUAAAUAUUGUAGCUGAUCAAUAUGUUUGGUUGCACUAUAGCAUAGAUUUAAUGUGCACUUUUAAAUUUUUUUAUUAUUAUGAGAUUUUUAGUUAUGGUGACCAGGAUAUCUAAAUCAAGACUGUCAAUACUCUCCCAGCUGAUUGAACUUCAAGAGGAGGUUAGAUUAUUCUGAACAAAGGAAAAUGUAUAAAAUGCUAAAGUUCCAAAUUUUUAGAACACUGUUCUUAUUCAGGGCAUCAGAAAUUUCUUUACAAUACUUGAAGUACUUUCACUUUGUAAUAUAGGGAACAUGGAAACAAUUUUUCACAUAGCAAUCUCUGGCAAACAGAACAAAAUAAUAGACAAGUAUUUGUUUGUAAUGCUUAAUGAUGAUUAAAUUGGCCAUUUCACCAGGGGAACCAAAAUUAAUUGAAGUAUCUUAUAAGCAUUUUGGAACAGUGAUAAAAUAGUGCAAGUAUUUUCAACAAUCAAUAUAGCAAAGUUUUCAUAAGUUUUGACUCUAGUUUCAUUCAUACCUCCCAGUUGUAAUUAAAUCAAGGCAUCCCCUAAGGCUCCGUGCUUGGAUUUCAGGCCUAAUAAUGGAUUUAAUCUUAAAGAGAAAAAAAUGAUGGAUGAUAGAUGAUCCAUCUUCAAAGUGUUGCCUUAUUUUGAAAAUAGGCAAUAUUAUUUUAAUUUUGCUAGUGUCAGAUAUUUGCUGGUAUUACAUCUUCUAUUUAUGAAUAAUACUUAUUGAAUUUCAAGUAGGGUGACAGCUGCUCCCAAUAGAAGUUCCUAUGUAACUGGACUAAACAAUAUUUGUAAUAUUAACACUAUUGAAUUGUUAGUUUUUUUAAUCUACAUCUUGUUGGAUAAACAUGAUGUAUUAAGCAAUUUAUAUUUCAGCAUCCUUAAUAGUUUAAUGUAAAAAUUUGAGCAUAACAAAAUAUUAUUUUGUGGAGUUAAAUAACAUCUUCAAAACUGGUUUGUAUUUCAGAAAGAUUGAGUUAGACGAAAGCAAAUAAUGCUAAUAGAUCAUGAAAUUGAAAGUCAGUGCCACAGAAAUGUCACAGAACAGAGAAGUCAGUGUUAGAGUAUUGUAACUAAUAGUUUUUAACUAACUUAGUAUCUAGGUUUCGGGAUCUAAUGGUACAUUGUAGUGGUGUGUAGAGUUCUAGGCAGACCAUAGAUUUUAGACCAUGCCUUGAAAUUCAUCCAAAAAGCAACAGAGGAAGACUUGGAUAUUGAAGGCAAAGUGUUAGCCCUCAGCGGUUCUUCAUUGCAAGGUUCUGAAUUAUAAAGAAACGUGAUGAAUUUUGGCCUGGAAAAGUAGUCUUUGAAUAAUAAUUGUGCAAAAAAGCAUUUACGAGUUCAAUAGGUUAAACUAAGGAUAAACAUAAUUGUAGAAUUGAUAUUGAUAUUGGACAGCUGUUUGGAUUGGAGAGGUUUGAGGAUAUGUGAAAUAUGCUUAUGGGUACAAUGAUCAUUUUUAAGGAACAGUUGGAUAUAGUAGAGGAGAAACAAGUUUGGACAAAAAUUCUAGUACAGGUACUUUGUGAAUGGCUAUUUUAGAAAGUUGACUCUUAAAUAAUUGGAGUAUGGAUUAAACUUGCUUGCAUCAUACACUGGGGUGCUUUCUUCAGUUACCUGAUGAGAUAACCAUAGCCUUUCACCAGGAGCAGAUGUUGUCAGGUGGUGCUCAACCUUCAUAGAGUGUUUCCACACUUAACCACUACAUUCUCCAGUUGGUGGGUCGGCAAUGGUGGCCACGUCACUGCCCAUCUGCUCCUGACUUCCAGCUCCACUCCUUUCGCCUGCUCCCCCAUCCUGCGAGCUGCUUGGUUCAUGCUCUUUUCGUGAAGGCCCAACGCAGACAGCAACUUCCAUAUUGACCUUGUCAGGAACUCUCUACGGCCGAUCUCCACGGGGAAUAGCCAUGUCAGCCAUCCUUUGUUUCUGCACUCCUGAACUUCAGAGCCUUCCCCUCGUGAGCCUCCUCACAUUCGAAAAACAUAGAAAACCUACAGCACAAUACAGGCCCGUCGGCCCACAAUGCUGUGCUGAAUGUGUCCUUACCUGAGAAAUUACCUAGGGUUACCCAUAGCCCUCUAUUUUUCUGAGCUCCAUGUACCUAUCCAGGAGUCUCUAUCCCUAUCGUAUCCACUUCCACCACUGUCUCGCCGGCAGCCCAUUCCACGCACUCACCACUCUCUACGGAAAAAAAACUUACCCCUGAUAUCUCCUCUGUACCUACUUCCAAGCACCUUUAAACUGUGUUAUGCUAGCCAUUUUAACCCUUGGAAAAAACCUCUGACUAUCCACACAAUCAAUGCCUGUCAUCAUCUUAUACACCUCUAUCAAGUCACCUCUCAUCCUCUGUCGCUUCAAGGAAGAAAGACCGAAUUCACUCAACCUAUUCCUAUAAGACGUGCUCCCCAAUCCAGGCAACAUCCUUGUAAAUAUCCUCUGCACCCUUUCUAUGGUUUCCACAUCCUUCCUGUAGCGAGCUGACCAGAACUGAGCGCAGUACUCCAAGUGGGGUCUGACCAGGGUCCUAUAUAGCUGCAACAUUACCUCUCGGCUCCUAAACUCAGUCCCACAAUUGAUGAAGACCAGUGCACCGUAUGCUUUCUUAACCACAGAGUUAACCUGCGUAGCAGCUUUGAGUGUCCUAUGGACUUGGACCCCAAAAUCCCUCUGAUCCUCCACACUGCCAAGAGUCUUACCAUUAAUACUAUAUUCUGUUAUCAUAUUUAACCUACCAAAACGAACCAUCUCACACUUAUCUGGGUUGAACUCCAUCUGCCACUUCUCAGACCAAUUUUGCAUCCUAUCAAUGUCCCGAUGUAACCUCUUAACAGCCCUCUGCACUAUCCACAACACCUCCAACCUUUGUGUCAUCAGCAAAUUUAUUAACCCAUCCCUCCACAUCUUUAUCCAGGUCAUUUAUAAAAAUCAUGAAGAGUAGGGUCCCAGAACAGAUCCCUGAAGCACACCACUGGUGACUGACCUCCAUGGAGAAUAUGACCCAGCUACAACCACUUUUUGCCUUCUGUGGGCAAGCCAGUUCUGGAUCCACAAAGCAAUGUCCCCUUGGAUCCCAUGUCUCCUUACUUUUUCAAUCUUUCCAUUGUACUGUGAAUUCCACCAGGGUGAUUUUCUUGUCUUAAUUAGACCACAGUAUGAUGUCUGGUUGAAGUGUGGUUUGCCCCACUUCUGGGAACUGCAGCUUCCACCCCACAUUGACCCUCAUCUCCCAUGAUUUGGCAAUUUGCAGCAGAUUGGAUUUAGGCUCUUUGAUAUGACUGUCAUAGCCCUCUCCUUGAUGAAAAUGACUGCCCUGUUUACCUUACUGCCAUCGGGUCUCUUUUUACACCUCUCCCGGUCCAGUAUGUCAGUAAGGGACAGCAGGACCUUCUCAUGGUGCCACGUAUACUGUCCUUGUGUUAAAGCUGUUUUGUAUCCUGACAGUAUGUGUGCCAGUGAACCCCACUGACCGCAAAGCUUGCUGUUAGUGUUCUCUCUCAGACCCCAUGUGUGCAGCUGUGAAGGUGUAAGGAGAUUGUCGUACGCAGAACACAGGAGGAAAGAAAUGCGGAAGGGCUCCAGUCUCCAAAGCUCUGCCCAAGUGUUCUUGCACUUGGGAAGAUCCCAUUUCGUCCAGGUGCCCUGUGACCCCCAACUCCACUGCCUUGGAAUACCCACCUUUUGUCCUCGCAGUUCCGUACCUCUGCUUGGACCAUGUCACACCUAUCCCUUGCACCUGCACUCCCCCAUUGUUGGAAGUGUGCAGAGCCGAGGCCUUGCUGUCCCAGGCACCUGUUGCCGAUGAUGUCUCUCAAUUGCAGGGAGCUCACGGCCUGGCCUAAUAUUGGAGAUGAGGAAGAAAAACAAAUGUAGUAGCUACUUGUUUGAAGUUUGCAUGUUCUCCCUGUGACUAUCUGGUUUCACCAAGUGCUCUGGUUUUCUCCCACAUCCCGAGGUUAUUCUGAUAGAUUAAGUGACCACUGUAAAUGGCAAAUGGAUUUAACGGGAGGUUGAUGGGCUAAAGUGAAUAAGUUGCAGUGUUUUAGGUAGUUAAGAGGGAAAUGGGACUGAUAACAUUGCACUGCCUGGAGCAGGCAUGGACUUGAUAGGCCAAGUAGCCUCUGCGUUAUAAAAAAAACAUUAAUAAUCUUGAUUUUCUUUUAUAAAACUCAGUCUGUUCUCUAUGGUACUUGUAACUUUCUGGGCUGCAAAGUGCAUCUGAUUUAUAUACCAUUGUAGUGUACAUUAGAUCCAAAUGUGAAUUUCCUAACUUUGAUUAGGAUCUUGGUUCAUGUUCUGCAUUCUUGCUUUGAGUAUAAGUCAGAUAUAUGAUUAUGCAUGACAAAUGAUUAAAUAGUCAGAGGGUGAAAUCACGUACAUAGAAAUUUCCAAUAUCUGAAAAUUAUAUACAGUGGUACCUUUCACAAUCUUAAAAUUCCCAAAGUACUUUGCAGCUGUCAUGAUAUUUCUGAAGACUUAUAAUGUGUUUAAGCUGUAGCCAAAUUGCACACUGGAAGCUCCUACAAAUAACUAGCUAUGUUUUCAAUUUUAGUGACAUUGACAAACCUGGCUAGAAAUGAUUUUUAAAAAAACAGUUUGAAACAAUCUCACAUUCAUCUGAGAAAGCAGAUAUUGUUGUGUUUUAGCAUCUCACCAGAAUGGUGGAUUCUCCAUCAGUAUUCUCUCAGUACUGCAGUGUGUCAGCUUAGAUAAAACCAUAAGACAUGGGAGCUGAAUUAGGCCAUUCUGCCUUCUCGCCUUACCUUUGACACUCUGACUAAUCAGGAACCUAUCAAGCUCCACUUUAAAUACAAUACCUUGUAUAGGUAUUCAGCAUCCAACCCUUUGUUCACAUAAAUGAGCAUUACAACCAGGGAAUUUGAUCAAUUUAACUGAGAUUUUUUUUAUUUGCAAAUCACAUCCUCCUUUUUUCACAGUAAAGCCCCAAAAUAAAAGGAAAUUGUAAAUCAUGAAAAACUUAAAAAUUCAAAAACUGAAAUGUCAGCAGUUCAAAAGUAUUCAUCCCCUUUUUUUUCAGUACUUAGUUGAACCACCUCACAGCUAUUACAGUCAGUAGUCUUUUGGGUUAAGUCUUUAUAAUCUUUGCAUAACUUAAUGGACAAGGUUUGCUGAUUCCUCUUGGUAAAAUGGCUCAAGCUGUGCCAGGUUAGUUGGGGAGUGGUAGUGAACAGCAAUCUUGAGGUCUUGCCAAGACGAUUAAGGUCAGGACUCGACUGAGCCACUCAAGGAAUCAGUUUUCUUCAUUUGAAGCCACUGUGCUUUUGGUCAUUGUCCUGCUGAAAGACGAAUCUCAUCCCCAGUAUAAGCCUUCUGGCAAAGGCAGUGAUUUCCGCCAUGAAAUCCUUCCAUGAACACUAUUCGGUUCUGUGUUUUUCUUAUAGUGGACACAUGAACAGAGUUCUAGAGAUUUCUGCAGUUCUUUUACUGUUACCCUUGGGUUUUUUUUUCCACCACCUUCCGCAUUGCAUGUUAUGUUCUCGGUGUGAUCUUUUCAGGAUGCCCACUCCUAGGGAGAGUAGCAACAGCACUGAGUUUCCUCGAUUUGUAGACAAUUUCUCUUACUGUGGACUGAUGAACACUCAGAUCCUUAGAAACGCUUUUGUAGCCUUUUCCAGCUUCAUGCAUCUCUACAAUUCUUCUAAGCUCUUACGAAAGUUGUUUUCAUCGAGGCAUGAUGCACAUAAACAGAUCUUUCUUGAGAAGAGCAGGUUCUGUCAGUAUCCUGAGUUUGUGUGUCUUUUUUAUAGGGCAGGGCACCUCUACAACCCACACCUCCAAUCUCAUCUCAUUAGUUGGAAUACCUGACUCCAAAUAGCUUUUGUAGAAGGCAUUACCCAAGAGAUUCACAUACUUAUUCCAACAAAUACAUAUAAUAUUGAAUCAUUUUUCACAAUAAAUAAAUGAACAAGUAUAAUAUUUUGGUAUUAGUUAUUUCAUUGGGUGCCCCUUAUGUAGUUUAAGAACUUGUGUGAAGAUCUGUUCAUAUUUUAGAUUGUAUUUACGCAGAAAUAGAGAAAAUUCUACAAGGUUCACAAACUUUCUAGCACCACUGUAUGUGAUUAAGGAUCACUUACCUGAUGGCACACUUUACUCUCUUAGAGUCUAAUUAAAAUUAAGUGAGAGUAUAUAUGGAUGGCAGUGGUGGUUUAGUGCUGUUCUGAUGGAGACUGAAAUAAUUAGCACUUUUUAACCCAUUUUUUAUAUACCUGCUGUGAAAGUAAUAUCAGACAGAUUCAUGUAUGAAAACUAAGUUGGCCUCAAUUUAAUCUUUAGUUUUAUGCAGUAUUUAUACUUAGUAUUUGCAGUAUAGAUUAGUAUCUAUAAAUUUGCACUCAAAGUAGUGGCUGCAGAAAAAUGUCAGGCUGGGGCUCCAAGGCAGAAAUUAGAAUGUACUAUAGCUCAAUAGAUGGCACUAUACUCACUGUAUGGUGAGUACUUAAUGCUGAUCCUGAUUGUUAGAAAUAUUCACAGAGAAGUUCACAAGCAAACAGUUGAAUGGAAUUCUGUAAUUUAAAGUUGACUUCGUAUAAAUAGAUGGGUGACUAAUAAUCAAGUGCCUGGAAAUAGGCUUUACAGUCAGUGUAAUACAGGUAUAAUAUACUGUUUUAAUUUCUGGAAUGUUAACGAAUGUAUUGCAGCAUUUGUACUUUAAUAAUUAAUUAUGUUCUGUACAAAAUAAUACUGUUUGUCCAUGCAGUAACAAACGGAUUUUUUUGUCAUUAGUUUUGGGACCUUAUGUAUAGUAAUAAGAAUUUCCUAGAUAUUUUUCAGAAAAAUAAUUGUUAAGUGCAAAAUUUAUAAAUUAGAUUUUUUUGGAAUUGUUAGGCAGUGACUUGUUUAUUUUUAAAAUCAAGCUUUAUGUUUCUAAAAGAUAACAGUAAUAGCUGAAUUUUGUUUUUCUUAAGAACUGUAUGGAUUUUUAUUUCCCUGUUAGGAAAGGGAUAAAUGUACUCUUUUUUGAAAGAAUCACAUGCAACGAACUCCAAUGAGAAAGGUGCUUCUCAUCAUGCAGCUUGGUCCUUAUGACCUUACUGCAAUUAACUCAGCAGUUUUUCAGUGUUCUGAUACAACAACAUAAAAGCAAAAGAUAAAAGAUUCUAGAUCAGCUUGUUACUUACUAUGUUCCCUGCCACAGCUGCUUAAAAUCAUGCUGGAAGAGAGAUUAUUUUUCAAAUAUGAAAGCUCCAUUCCCCAAGACUUUUGCCAAAAUUCCCGAUUUUACAUAGUGUAGAUUGUGAAUUUGUCCAUACACUAAUAGCCAGGACUAAAUAGGAUAUUUAUUUGAAUGAGUUUCUUUUUCUAUAUUCAUGUUUUAUAUUUAGUAGCGAUUGAACUUUUCAAUGAAAUUAUCAGCAGCAGAGCACAUUUCUGAAUAUGGCCAGUGAUCACACCACAAACAGUUCUAUCCUGUGCUCUGUUUAGUUUUGAGCCAUAUAGAAAUUUUAAAAAACCCUAAUCUGCCCUUGUUUUUUAUUUGCAUGUGGUUUUCACAAUUACUGUCUCCAUAGUAAAUGAUACUGAACUCUCAAGCAAUAACAUUGCAAUAAAUUCAUGUCAUUAUAGGUUUUGACUUUCCUAAUUGAUAUAUUAAUGUCAACUAACUUGGCGAACCAUAAUGACAAGAAAUUCUGCAGAUGCUAGAAAUCAAAAGCAACACACACACAAUGCAGGAGGAACUCAGCAAGACAGGCAGCAUCAAUGGAAAUGAUCAGUCCACGUUUUAGGCUGAGACCCUUCUUCAGAAUUGGACACCCAGUUUUGAGUCAAUGGUUAUGUUAUCUUCCGUAUUUGUAUUCCUUUUCUAAUUAAGAAGUGUAAGAAAAUCAAAAUAUAAAUGCAGUUGUUGAAGCAUUGACUGAAUAGUCUGAAGAACAUGGAAAAUCAAAACUUCUACAUAUGAUUUGAAUAAAGUAAAUGAGCUAGUUUACGAAACUAUGUGAAGGGAGGGGAGGAUAAAAAGAGAAAAUGCCUUAUUGUCCAAUUACUUUUCUUGUAUCCUUUGAUCCUGCACCAUAUCCAGCAAUUGAAAAGUUGCCAAGUCUGUUACAGUGCCAUUGCUUGUUUACACAAGCAAGAGCAGGUCAGGGUAAACCACCUUUUAUAUUUCUCAUUAUUACAAGGAUGGCAUCUAAGUUCUUACUGAAGUAUAGUGGGGUAGGGGAGGCAUUUGGUUUUAACGAAAUAAAAAUUUACGUUUAUCAUUUGGUUAACUGUCACCCUCUUUAUUCCCAUCUUGAAUUUUUUUACAAUUAUGAAUAAUUUUUCCAGCUUUUGGUUGCACCUCCUGCUAUUUACUAAAAUGACAUAAAUCUGAUUGUCCAACAUUUUCUGACAGGAAUUAAUAUGUGUGGUGAGGGUUGGGCAUGAAUGUGCAUUAAAGUUGCUCAUAAUGCUCUUGUGAAAAGACAUGGGACAUUUUAUUAUUUCAGUUUGAUGAUUUAUGGUUUAUCUUUUUUUAAGAAUAAAAUUAAAGUUAUACUUGAAAAUUGGUGGUUAAAUGCAGAUGGUGCCUUAUUUCCUGUAUGAACACUAUACAUUUUAAAACAAAAGCUACAUUCAGUUUUGAGCUAGAUGGAAUUUGAAAUCCUGAAGACAUUGAUUUCCUAACAAAAUUGAAGGCAUAAAUCUGCACAUUAUUAAGAGUUAUUUGCUUAAAUGCUAAAAAUGUAAUUCUUUAUUCUAAAGGGAAUUCAAAGCUGUUACUAUAAUCUGCAGGAAAAGAACUAUAUUGGGAGUAAAUCACUGGUUACUGAUUAUCAAAUUAUAAACCCUACAAAAAGCAGUUUUUAUAUAUACCUGGAAAUAUAGAUUUAAACAAAGGUGAUGGGAAAUGAUGACAAUUCACAUCAUCUCUGUUAACAUCUGGCAGACUGAGAUAGAUUUAUAUUGCAAGUGGACCUUUCAUUGGAUCCAAACUUCAUUUUGUUUUUGUCCUCCAUGCUGACCAGUCUCCUGUGUAUUUCUAAAAUAUUGUUUUUAUUAGCUUUAGUUAAAUCUAUUUCCAAAUUUCAUAAAAUAUAAUUUGGUGGCAAAUGCAAGGAAUGGUAACAAGGUCAUUGACUGGCUUAAUUUUGCUUUGUGGGCGGUGUUUUAAGUAGUUUGCAUGUUUGCUUUUCACCUGUAUUUGUGGUUAUUCUGUGUGUGCGAGAAUACAUAUGUGUGUGCAAACACUGCAGGUUCAGUGAAUAAUGGCAUCCAUAUAUGACACUCACUUUGAUUUGAAAGCAGCCCUUGUAAAAUUCAGUCUUGAUCUAGUUUCCUAAACCUACUUCAAACCAAUUUGCAGGUCUUUGAUUUUAAAAAAACUCCCAAAAUAGUUGCUGUUUUGAAUAAGAGCAAACCGUAGUCAACAACUUUUCUGUGCUAGAAGAGAAGAAAUGCAUAACAAUACUGAACUGUAUCUGAACAUGACACUUAGCUGAAUGAGGAAAGUCUACCAGAAUUCCUAUUUAUUAUCACCUUUGGACCUGAGUGGAGAUAACCUUAGACAUGUUGCACACCAUUUAAGCUCACUAAAGAGAAUUGACCACAUGGGUGAAGCUCCUGUGAAGCUGUGACCCAGUGGCAGCAGGCAAGAUUUCAGGAAAAGUCAGGAAAAAAUAAACACAUAUUUCUUUUCAUAUCAUAGAAUCCAGUAAAAAAAACUUCUAAAAACUCUUGUUGCAUAAUAUCUUUUGUUUAAUUCUUUUGUAGUCGAUAUUUUACCAGGCUUUAUUGGUCAAUUUAUUACUUAAAAUACAUUAUGACUCGAUUUUGAGAAGGUUUUUUGCAUGUCAAGUUGUAUUUACAAUAAUUGCAUUACAUGCCAGUAUCCAUUUGCAAAAUUUACUGUUAGAAUAUACUACUGAUCAUGUGGAAUGUAUUUUAAAAUUUAGGUCUUUUUGACCUUUGUUAUAUUCUUUUUCUUGAAACAUGUUGACUUCAUUUAAAGGAAACUUAUUUGUACCCUUUCAUACAUAUUAGUGAUAGUAUUGUAUUACUUUAUAUAUUUCUAUGUUAAUGAAGUCAACAGAGGUACCUGCAAAAGUCUGACAUAAUAUAUAGAAGAAUCUCAUUUGUAAUUUUUUUUGGCAUGAAGUAAAACUGUACAAAACUCUUUAAGAUUUUUGUCUUUAAGUUGAAUUGGACCUUUUUUUUUGGUUUGUCCUGGAUUCAUUCAUCCUGGACAUGAAAGUUUAUACAUUUAAAUUAAGAUUUUUUAAAUUGGUAAAUGAAGUGUGGUUAUUUUGAAGCACUAUUUUCAAAAGGAAUGUACAUUGUCAUACAGUAGUUGCUCACACAGACACCAAAGAUUAACCAAUAGCUUUAGGCUUUGACUGUUCCGCUCUUGAAUUAACCACUUAACUUCAGUGUCUUAUGUGUAAUACAUUUAUUAAAAAAAAAGGUAAUAAAUGAAUUGUUUCCAUACUUAAUAGAUUUUGAUUUUUUUUAAAUCUCAUACAUUUUGCCUUUUAAAGGGUAAAUUUUAAAGAUCAAGUUUACUCAUUAAGACUCCAAGAUCUCAAUCAGUCAACCAGGUUUCUCAACUCAAACAACUGUGUCUUUCUCCCCUUCCCAUUAAAACAAACAUGAUCCAAGUGAUUCUAUCAAGUUUAUAUUUUCUCAUAACUCCCUUCAAUUUGUAGUCAUUCUUUGUAUGAUCACUAUUCUACAUGCAGUGCUAAAUAUAAUUUUUAUUUACUUAGUGUUAAAGAUGGUUCACAAAGGCUUUUUCAUUUAACACUGCUGUACCUUGGAGCUUCAUUAUCUUGGUUAUUAUUCAGUCCCAGAUUGCGGUGAUUAACUUAAACAUAUUACUGAUGAAAACUGAAGCAAGCUCAACAAUUUAAGAAUAGCUUCUUUGCCUCUGUCAUCAUGAGCACUACCUCGCUAUUCCUCUUUUUUUUCAAUUGUAAUUUAUAGUUCUUUUAAUGACUUGCACUAUAUUGCUCAGAAUCAAGUUUUAUAUCACUGGCAUAGGUUGUGAGAUUUAUUGUUUUGCAGCAGUAGUACUGCACAAUGCAUAAUUUUUAAAAAUUACACUAAAUAUACAUUAAAAAUUAAAUAAGAAUUAAAUGCUGUCACAAAACAACAAGUUUUACAAUGUCACUGAUAAUAAACCUGAUUUUGAUUGAUUCUCAGAUCCCGUUCCCUCCUUCCUUGUCCUCAAGUAAGUUGCUGAUAUUUAUUUCCCAGAAUCUAAUUUUUAACCGAUAUAGUUUUGUUGAUUGCCUGUGAGACAGGAAGAGAGAAAGCUGAAACAGAACAGAUUAUGGAGAAUUAUCUCAACAAUAACAGCUCCACAAAUGUCUAGAUUCUAACAUUCUAGAAUCAGUUGUAAAGUGCAAGGAACUUAACACAAAAUUCAUAGAACAUUACAGAACAGAUCCUUCAGCCCACAAUAUUGUGCCAACCUUGUAAUCUACUGAGACUGAAAGCAAUCUAGCCCUUCACUUCUUCAUUGCCCUCCAUUUCUCUAUCAUCCAUGUGCCCACCUAAGAUUUUCUUAAAUGUUCCUAAUAUAUCUGCCUUUACCACUAUCCCAGGCAAUGUGUUCCGUGCACCCACCAUUCUCUGUGUAAAAACAGAACUUAUCUGACAUCCCCCUGUACUUUUCUCCUUAUGUCCCCUAUUACAGUAUCGGCCACUUACACCAUAGGGAAAAGGUCUCUGGCAAGCCAUUAGAUGUAUGCCUCUAUUAAGUCAUUUCUCAUUCUUCUUCGCUCCAAAGAGAGAAGCCCUGUCUCACCCAACCUAUCUCAGAAGACAUGCUCUCUAAUCCAAACAGCAUCCUAGUAAAUCUCUGAACCCUCUCCAAAGUUUCCACGUCUUUCCUAUAAAGAGGUGACCAAUCCAGCAAAGUUGAAAUUCAGCUUAAACCAAUAGGACAAGAGCAUGGAUGGCCCAAGUUCCGAUCAAGAAGGAAAUGAAAUGCAAUAUAUUUAAAAUGGUGUUCCAGAAUUUAGGGUGUAGAUGCAGAUGGAUUGCCGAAGGAUGCUGGGAUUAUACAAAAGCUGAGAGAUCGAGUGCAAACAUUAUAUAGGGUUGGUGAAGGUUGCAGAAGAUGGGGUGAAGUUAUGGAGGAAUUUGAAUGCAAGAAUUUUAAAUUCAGGGUGUUAGAGAGGCAAUGCCAAAUGAUGAACAAUAGGUGUGAUAUACUGGAAGGACAGAAGAGUUGGGUUGCAGGGAGAACUUUUAGUUGAGUGCAGAUUUAUGGACAAUAGUAACCUAAACAGGAGAGUACUGAAAAGAUAAUGAAGCUUGGAUUGCAGUUUUAUUUAUAUUUAAACUGAAGCAAGGGUUGAGAUUAGUAGCUUUAUGGAACUGGAAUGAAAUAAGCCCAGUGACAGAAUAUGUGGUAAAAGUUUAACUCAAGGUCAAAGAGAAUCAACUCAAUUUGUAGUGACAGAAACUGCCUCUAAUUUAGGAGCAAAAUGACAAACUUUCAGGGCCGUUGAUAAUGAGAACAGGGAUGUGGACAAUUGUUGGGGAACAUGGCGGGGCAGCAUGGUAUUACAACAACAUGACCAAGUGGUUUUCUCCCACAUUCCAAAGAUGUAGGGGUUAGAAGGUUAAUUGGUCACAUGGUUGCAAUUGGGCUGGGUGGGCUCGACGGACAACUCAAUGCAUAAGAGCAUGCAAACAUGGUCAAGAAGUUCUGUUGUUGUACAGACCAAACAUCAGAAUUGGGGAAAAAGUGUGAUUGAAGUGACUUUGACUGUGGAAUGAUUGUUGGUGCCAAACAGGGUGGUUUGAGUAUCUCAGAAAAUGCUGUUCUCCUGGGAUUUUCAUGCACAACAGGCAAAAACAAACAUCCAAUGAGCUGUAGUUCUGAAUGCAAAUAUUCCUUGUCAAUAUCAGCGGUCAGCGGAAAAUGGUAAGACAGGUUUAAGCUGAAGAGCAUUUGACAGUAACUCAUAUAACCAUGUAUUACAACAGUGUUGUGUAGAUCUGUAUCUUUGAACACAACACAUCAAACCUUGAAGUGAAUGGGCUACAGCAGCAGACCACAAAUGCACUCAGUGGCCACUUUAUUAGGUACAGGGGGUACCUAAUAAAAUGGCCACUGUGUGUAAGUCUAUAUGUUCCAAAGCAAACUUUACAGCAAACUUAUAUUAUGGAGUUAUUGUAAUGGGGAUUGCAGUAGAAAACUCAUGCACUGGAUAAUAAGGUACUAAAUUAAAGAAAAACUGUUCCAGUGCUAUGGAACCAUUUUUCCAGCCAUGGAAGUACAGAGAUGGGCUUAACUGUCUGAAAGAAAGAGUGCUGCACUGGCGAAUCAACAGCAAUUUUUCACUCUGUCACUGGAGGGUGACUUGAAGUAAAAAAUGUCUGACACGGCAGUAGUGCUACCAACUGAGUCAAGGCUGUCAAUAUGCAUCAUAUAUUUGAGACAUUAAAGUGAGCUGUCAUUAUUGAAGAGAACAGUCUCACAAACAGCCAAGUAUUAAAACAACAGGACCAAUUCAGUACUCUUUUUACAUUAAUAAUUAAGUGAAACUGGAAGUCUAUAUUAAUUCAUGGUCUCCCUCAAUUCUCUCCCAAGAUUAAAGGGUUGGCUCAGAAAGUGCUUCAUCUUUUUAAACUAGUGUAUCUUUAAAAAGUAGAACAUCUCAAGCUCAAUUGUUAUCAAAUACGAUAAGCUUGCUGACUCCUUGUAUACAAAAACAGAAGUUUUAGUUGAGUUAGAGCACUGCAGUUAACACUGAGGUAGCAGUGGAUGCUUGUUAUUCACUGUACCUGCCUACACAGCUGAUUCUACAUAGGAGCCUGUUCCAACAGUCAGUAAUAACAUAGCUGAUCUGUGCCUCUACUCAUGAAAACACAACCUCUGUCUCUCUCCAGAGGUGCAGGUUAACCUGCUGAGUAUUUCCAACAUUCUCUUUUUUAUUUUAGAUUUCCAGCAUUCAGUAUUUUUUGGUUUUAUUUGUUCUAGAUUUUGCUUGAUGGUGAACCUUAAUUGUUGGAGGACUGUUGUAGUGUAGCAGGAGCGGAUUACAUCGACAAACUUUGGUUUAUGCAAAUUCUCCAAAUACAGUGGAAGAAGUGGGCCAAUGUUCAUGUCCUCUCCCAGGCCAACGUCUCCAUCACUGAGGGCUUGGCUACAAUCAGUCAGCUGUGUUGUGCAGACAAUUUGCAUGCCCCAAGACCUGGCUCCUGCAAUUCUCAGUCUGCAAUGGAUUUCUAUGGUUCCAUGAAGACAUGCAACAUUUCCAUUGAUUCCUGGGAAACUGUCCAGUGUGGUGGAGAUAGAUUGUGCAUUGGGAACUCACAGGCCUGUAUAGGCAGCAGGAGGAGUGUUCCACCUCACAAACUAUGCAUCUAUUCAUUCUACCAGCCACCAUUUUCUCUGGGGUCUGCAGUUCCUUAUUUUGGCCUCAUUACACCUUGGAACCUCAAGAUUGCACUGGAAGUCAGUCAUCCUAAGAGUCUGUCUGAAAUAAUGAUUAGCCAUGCAUAACAGAAAUGUAUCUUGAAGGUUAUGAUAGUCCUUCAAUCACAGGUUUAUGAGAUCAAUAGUUGUAGAAUUAGGGUUAGUCCUAUCACUAAUCCUAACGAAUUUCCUCAAUCCAAGUUUAAAGCAUAGUCAGU
Molecule: messenger RNA, 20563 nt
Organism: Mobula hypostoma (lesser devil ray)
Lineage: Eukaryota; Metazoa; Chordata; Chondrichthyes; Myliobatiformes; Myliobatidae
Gene: zbtb21
Product: zinc finger and BTB domain containing 21
Exons: 2
Coding region: 140-3370 (1076 amino acids)
Biological process (GO): regulation of transcription by RNA polymerase II
Cellular component (GO): nucleus
Molecular function (GO): DNA-binding transcription factor activity, RNA polymerase II-specific; protein binding
Source: RefSeq, a predicted model, not a curated record